Molecule: messenger RNA, 1014 nt
Organism: Linum trigynum
Lineage: Eukaryota; Viridiplantae; Streptophyta; Magnoliopsida; Malpighiales; Linaceae
Source: the annotation of a GenBank genome assembly
AUGGUGGCGACGCCGGCGACCACCGCAACCUUCCGGGAGAUCCAACUCCCACAGCAAAGGCAGUUCGAUUCCAUCAACUUCCCCUCCGUCCUCGUGUCCUCCAAUAACCUAUCCUCGGCCGCAGCUACUCUCGCGGAGGUCACCGCCGCCAUCAAGAGCGAGAAGCCCUUCCUCGAAUCCCUCCUCCGGGAAGCCGGGGCCGUGCUCAUCAGAGGACUGCCCCUGAGCUCUGCCUCGGACUUCAAUCAGGUCGUCGAGGCGUUCGGUUUCGAGGAGCUGCCUUACGUCGGCGGGGCGGGGCUCCGCAACGUGGUGGUCGGCCGUGUGUUCACCGCCAACGACGCUCCUCCUCAUCAGAAAAUCUCCUUCCACCAUGAGAUGGCCCACAUUCCAACGUAUCCGUCGAAGGUGUUCUUCUUCUGCGAGGUGGAGCCCGGUGGCCGGGGGGAGACGCCGAUAGUUCUGAGCCACGUGGUGUACGAGCGGAUGAAAGUGGAGUUCCCUGACUUCGUGGAGAUGUUGGAGGAGAAGGGUUUGAUUUACACCAGAAUCGCCGGUGACGAGGACGAUCCUUCCUCCACCAUUGGUCGGGGCUGGAAGUCAACUUUCUUGACGGAUGACAAGGCCGUCGCUGAGGAAAGGGCGGAGAAGGUCGGGGUGAGGCUGGAGUGGCGGGAGGGAGAGAUCGGCGGAGGAGCGAAGACGGUGAUGGGGCCCAUCCCGGGGGUGAAAGUGGACGAGGCCAGGAACCGGAAGACGUGGUUCAACAUGAUGGUCGACGCCUACAUGUGCUGGGACGACGCUCUCAACGACCGGAAGAAGGCCGUCACGUUCGGCGACGGAGGCUACCUGCCGGAGGACGCCGUCCGCGGCUGCGAGAGGAUAUUUGAAGAGGAGAGCGUCGCCAUUCCUUGGAAGAAAGGCGACGUCUUGCUGAUCGAUAACCGCGCCGUGCUUCACGCUCGCAAUCCGUUUGACCCUCCUAGAAGAAUCCUUGCUUCCCUCUGCAAGUAG